This is a messenger RNA of Vitrella brassicaformis, 872 nucleotides long. Lineage: Eukaryota; Vitrellaceae. The record is from the annotation of a GenBank genome assembly.
CUUGUGGUCAGAAGACAAGAACUGAACAGUCGCAUGUCUCUUCAUAUGUUGUGUCCUAUUGUCUCUUCGUGCGUCAUCAAAAGACUCUACUGCCCGCACAUAAACUCUACUGCCAUUCCUUUACGCACAUUGGCCUUAAUGUCUCUCUGUGCCGUGCCUCUCUGAUCCUUUAGGCGAUCUGGCCGCAGCCAGCGAUGAUGACCGGCCGUGCGGUGCGGCCGCCCUGACUGCUCUGGGCUUCCAUCGCUUUCACCACAUUGGCCCCGUCAAGUACCUGCAUGACAGACACAGAUGACGGUGAGCACAGUUGUCAUGUGUGUACCUUGCCGAAGACGACGUGCUUGCCGUCGAGCCAGGGAGUGGACACCGUCGUGAUGAAGAACUGACUUCCAUUCGUGUUCGGACCUGCACACAUGUACGACACGGGGUGUGUCGGUUCAGUCACGUACGUCUCCGUUGAGCCGUGUGUGUCGGAAUCUACCGGAAUUGGCCAUGGAGAGGAGGUACGGCUCGGUGUGCUUGAAUGAGAAGUCCUCGUCAGCAAACUUCUCGCCGUAGAUGCUCUCGCCACCAGUGCCGUUGCCGGCCGUGAAAUCACCACCUGAGCAACACAUACAUACACAUUCACACAUUCACACCGAGCGUGGUGCAUGCGUACAUUCGUGCAUAUACCUUGGCACAUGAACAUGGGGAUGAUGCGGUGGAAUGUGCAACCCCUACAUGUCCACACACACAUACACACACAUACACACACACACACACACAUUGAUGCCUGUAUCUGCUCUCGUGUCGUCUCACUUGUAGUGUAGGGGCUUGCAAAUCAAAAACAGCGAGAGGCGAAAAUGGUCAAACACCAUCGUACACAAAUCGCC